Messenger RNA from Psylliodes chrysocephalus, 2667 nucleotides. The record is from the annotation of a GenBank genome assembly. Lineage: Eukaryota; Metazoa; Arthropoda; Insecta; Coleoptera; Chrysomelidae.
AUGACAGCUAACUUAAUGGGCCUCACGUCUUUUCUAGUAGAAGACAAACAACAGCGACGAGCCUUCUUAGAAACGAGACAAUCACUUGAGGUUAAGCUGGUUAUAGAGGAGCAAAGCGCAGAACAGGAACGGUUGCUGCUCUCCGUUCUGCCAGAACACGUGGCUGUUCAAAUGAGGCAAGACCUGGAUUCGACUGACAGCCAAUUUAAGAAGAUCUACAUGAGUAGGCACGAAAAUGUCAGCAUUUUGUACGCUGACAUCGUCGGUUUUACGGCCAUAUCUUCGACUUAUUCAGCUCAAGAAUUGGUGAAAAUGCUCAACGAGCUAUUCGCUAGAUUCGACAAGUUAGCAGAGAAAUAUCAACAACUUAGAAUCAAAAUUCUGGGGGACUGUUAUUACUGCAUUAGUGGAGCACCGAAAGAAAGCCCUGAUCACGCUGUGUUGUCUGUCCACAUGGGUUUAUCCAUGGUAAAAGCCAUCAAAUACGUCCAACAGACGGCGAAUUCUCCGGUAGAUAUGAGAGUCGGAAUUCACACGGGAGCCGUGUUGGCGGGGGUGCUGGGACAAAGGCAGUGGCAGUUCGACGUCUACUCCAAGGACGUGGAGCUGGCUAAUAAAAUGGAGAGCAGCGGAUUGGCUGGGAGGGUGCACAUUUCUGACGCGACUUUAUCAUUUCUGGAUGGAGAAUUUGAAGUUGAACCAGGUUUUGGAGAAAAACGAGACGAAUCCUUAAGGAUAGCAGGAUUAAAAACUUACUUCAUUGUUAAAGUGCUCAUACCUUUUCAGCCAAAAAUCCAAGAAGUUCAAAAUGGCGGUAAUAUCUUACCUGAAGAGGACAGUUGUGUAAUAGCUGAGGUAUCAGAAUCUAAAGAAGAAGAAGCAGCCAAUGAAACCAAUCUUGUAAGGACUAGACAGGAUUCUACAGACUUUAAAGUUAGGUUAAGAAAAGAACUAGUGAGCAGAGAUGGUCACAAAGAGCUGGCGAAAAAUACGAAGUUCGUCAACUUGGCCUUUGUUGAUCCGCAAAAGGAAAAAUCAUAUCAUUUACAUAUAGAAUCGUUCUCAAGCUUUACGUUGCUCAUGUUUUUACUUGUAAGAUUAGCCGUAGGAUGUACGAUAGCCAUAGUGUUACCGAGUGAUUUAACGAUAGACAUUACGUAUUGUACAGAAAACAUUGUGUUCUUCGUAUUAGUUAUUAUCGCCAUAGCAGAAGAAUUUCCAGGAUUGUCGAAAUGCUGGCGGGCCUUUAAAGAAUCAAUGUUUAUUAGAAGACUGCUCUCGACCACUUGUAUUGUACUGAUGGGAACUGUAAAUAUUUUGGAUUCCGUGUCUUGUGUUCAAUUCAAAAAACAAUCGGAAAAUUGUUCGACCAUUCCCGACUUGGACGCCAGCUGCCUCUACCCGUCUUAUUUCAGUUACUUUACCGUUCUUAUCCUUAUUGCGGCAUCCUUGCCGGCAUGUCUGUCCUACAUGUGGAAGAGUUUUUUGAUGAUGAUCAUCGCCGUGGGUCAAUGUUUGGUCAAUAUUUUGUUACUUGGAUUCGCGAUCGAUUGCGAGGAAUCGAUGAAGCAUUGGACGAGCUUAAUCCAAGGAAAAUACACCUUAUCGGGGCUAUUGAUAACGGCAACAUUGGCACUGGCUUUCCUGGCAAGGCACAUGGAAAAAGUCUGCAGAGUGUUGUUUCUUUGGCGGUGCGAAGUGGAAGAACAGCGAGACUGCGCUGAAGAUAUGAGGCGACGAAAUGAAGCCUUGGUGUAUAAUAUUUUACCGCCUCAUGUAGCCGCCCAUUUCAUGGGCAACAGGAAGAGGCAGCACGACGAGCUCUAUUCCCAAAGCUACGCCGAAGUUGGGGUAUUGUUCGCCUCUAUGCCAAACUUCUCAGAUUUUUACUCCGAGGAAACAGUCAACAAUCAAGGAUUGGAAUGUUUAAGGUUUCUAAAUGAAGUUAUAUCUGAUUUUGAUGCGCUUUUAGAAUUACCCCAAUUCCAAGAUGUUAUAAAAAUAAAGACCAUAGGAUCGACAUAUAUGGCAGCCAGUGGCCUAAAUCCAUCAAGACAAAUGAAGCCCGAAGACCCAGUAUCAAUACGUUGGGCGCACUUAGCAAUCCUGGUGGAGUUUGCUUUGGAACUGAAAAAGGCUCUGCAGAGCAUCAACGAACAAUCCUUCAACCAUUUCGUAUUAAAAUUAGGAAUCAAUCACGGUCCAAUUACGGCUGGGGUAAUCGGCGCCAGAAAACCGCAUUACGACAUUUGGGGUAACACCGUCAAUGUGGCAUCUAGAAUGGAGAGUACUGGGAAAGCAGGGUGUAUACAGGUCACUGAAGAAACCUGCGAUAUUCUCCAACAUUUCGGCUACCAAUUCGAACAACGCGGUUUGGUGACGGUCAAAGGAAAAGGCCAGCUGAUGACGUACUAUCUCCUCGGAAAAACCGGAAAAAUUACCCCGCCUACUGCUCCAGUAUCUCCAGUGACGGGAAUCGGUACUAUGGAAACUCUAAACGAAGAAGACGAAUCGCACGACAGUCCCACCUCCAAAUCGGACGACAAGACCGUCAUAGAAUGUUCGGACAAGAUCGACGAUGACGUUUUCACGUCGGAUUCCGGAUGCGAAGAGGUUAAAGAGUCCACGGAGGCUUCUUUGUUGUUAAAUAAUUAUAAUUCUGAAUAG